Molecule: messenger RNA, 3246 nt
Organism: Closterium sp. NIES-65
Lineage: Eukaryota; Viridiplantae; Streptophyta; Zygnematophyceae; Desmidiales; Closteriaceae
Source: the annotation of a GenBank genome assembly
AUGCGGCUGCCCCCCAUUUUCUGUGGCCGUUUGCGGUUCGCUUUGCUGUGGACGGGGAAGGUUGGCGAUGCGUCGGCGUUCCGUGUCUGGGGAUCUCGGGCGUUUGUCCGCGACUUGUCUGCGGACAAGCUGUCCCCUCGUGCUGCUCCCUGUGUCUUCCUUGGCUUCCCCACAGACGCUCCCGGGUGGCAGUUUUACCACCCCUCCUCUCGUCGUGUUCUGUCCUCCCAGGACGUCACGUUCGACGAGUCAGUCCCCUUCUACCGCCUCUUCCCCUACCGCACUCCUUCCCUCCCCCCUCCGCCGGACUUCCUUGUGCCAGUUCCCCCCCCGGUAGACCCCCUCCCCCCUCAGGUUCCUGCCCCCUCAGGUGUGUCCCAGGUAGACGCAGUUGACCCGGUCGAGGUUACUGGUGACUCUGGUGCUGCUGCGGGUGCUGAGCCUGGGGGUGCUGACUCUGGGGGUGCUGUGCGCGGGGGUGCCGAGCCUGGAGGUGCUGCUACUGGGGGUGCUGAGCCUGGGGGUGCUGAGCCGGGGGGUACGGUGCCUGGAGCUGCUGAGCUAGGGGGUGCUGGGUCUGGGGGUGCUAGGUCGGGAGCUGCUGAGCCUGGGGGUACUGAGUCUGGAGCUGCUGAGCCUGGGGGUGCUACAUCUGGAGCUGCUGAGCCUGGGGUUUCUCCUGCUGCUACGUCUCGCCGGGAGCCCCUCUCUCCACAGGAGCUGCGCGAGUGGUUUGCUCGUCGCUGGAGGCGUGCUGCUGGAGCUGGAGCUUCUUCGACCGUCGAGGGUGCUGGUGCUGCCGGUCCCGGAGCUGCUGGGCCUGCGGGUACUCCUGGAGCAGGAGCUCCUGAGGGUGUUGGUGCUGAGACUACUGCUGUCUGUCCCGGCGGUGGUUCUGCUGCUGGUGCUGCUGGAGGUCCUGCCGGUGGAGGUGUUGGUGGCGCUGGUGCUGUCGCUGAGGGUGCUGAUGCUGUCCCUGCUGAGUCUGGAGCUGCCGCGCGGCCUCGACCGUACUUCGUUCCGCUCCUGCAGCAGGUUCUUGGUCUUUCUCCUCCGGUAGAGUGUUCACAGCCUGUCCAGUCACAGUCACUGUUGGAGCCUUCCUCUCCACUGCCUGCUCCCUCUCCUUACACUGGUCCUACUGGAGGUCUUGCUGAGCGUCGUGAGCCUGCGUCUCGUCCUGCGUCGCCUGUUCGUGCUGCUCGCACUAGUGGUCGCGGUUCGCGUCAGCGUCCUCCUCCUGUCCCUGGCACGCACCGGAUGUCUCUGCGUCCGUCCACUGCUCCUCUGCGUGCCCCUUUGCCUUCUCCUCCUGAGUCCUCUCUUCCUGCGCUUGCCGACCCUGAGUCGGACUCUCUUCGUGCUGCCAGUCCUACUGUCACGCGUCUGCUUGCUACUGUCGUCACUGACCCCUCUUUUGAGUCCACUGCUGCGUCUGCUCUUGUCGCUGAGCUCGUCGACUUUGCUGCUCGCUGUCGUCUAGACUACGCUGCUAGCCUUGUUGCUGAGUCUGCGUCUGUCUGUCCUCCGUCCGUCGGGGGUGAGUGUGCUCUUGGCACGGACGUCCUAGAGGACAGGAAGGAGGAGUUACAGUGUCUGGCUGCUGCUUCACCUCAUCUUGCGUCUGUACUGCUUCCUCCUGAGGGAGACCCGGAUCCACUAGACAUCCCGACUCCGCGCUCUUACGCGGAGGCCGUAGAGGGUCCCUACUCGUCUCAGUGGCAGGCAGCUAUGGAUGCAGAGAUGGCUUCCUGGAAGUCCACAAGCACCUACGUUGACGCAGUUCCCCCUCCUGGGGCGAACAUCGUCAAUGGCAUGUGGAUCUUCAGGGUGAAGCGGCCGCCGGGCUCUCCACCUGUCUUCAAGGCGCGGUACGUUGCUCGUGGCUUCAAUCAGCGGCAGGGAGUUGACUACUUUCAGACCUUCUCUCCCACCCCGAAGAUGACCACUCUUCGGGUGCUACUGCACAUAGCCGCUCAGCGCAACUACGAGCUUCACUCUCUCGACUUCAGCACUGCGUUCCUGCAGGGUAGCCUGCACGAGGAGAUCUGGCUGCGCCGUCCACCUGGCUUCACUGGGACUUUCCCUCCUGGCACCCAGUGGAGCCUCCGACGGCCAGUCUACGGUCUCCGCCAGGCACCACGUGAGUGGCACGACACACUGAGGACUACGCUUGCGGCUCUUGGGUUUGCUCCUUCUACUGCUGACCCGUCGCUGUUUCUGCGCACCGACACUUCUCUGCCGCCGUUCUACAUCCUCGUGUACGUCGACGACUUGGUCUUUACCACAGCGGACACUGCUGGACUCGCCUACGUGAAGUCCGAGCUGCUGAAGAGACACACGUGCACAGACCUGGGUGAACUGCGCAGCUACCUUGGCUUGCAGAUCACUCGGGACAGAGCACGCCGCACCAUUACCUUGACUCAGUCACACAUGGUGCAGCAGGUUUUUCAGCGCUUCGGCUUCACGUACUCCUCGCCUCAGGCCACUCCUCUGUCUACUCGCCACUCGCUCUCAGCUCUACCUUCGGAUGAGUCCGUAGAGUCGAGUGGCCCGUACCCAGAGCUUGUUGGCUGCCUCAUGUACCUGAUGACCUGCACACGGCCUGACCUUGCAUACCCUCUGAGCAUUCUUGCACGCUAUGUUGCUCCUGGGAGACACCGACCAGAGCACAUGGCUGCAGCGAAGAGGGUAUUGCGCUACCUGUGCAGUACGUCAGGCAUGGGGCUAGUGCUUGGAGGGCGGAGUCCAGUGGUCCUUACAGGGCACGCAGACGCUUCUUGGGCUGACGACCAGGCUACGCAGCGGUCGUCACAGGGUUACACCUUCAGUCUUGGUUCCGGCUCUGUCUCGUGGCGGGCUACUCGUUCGUCUUCGGUUCUCAGCUCCAGUUGUGAGGCUGAGAUCUACGCCGGGGCCAUGGCUGCACAGGAGCUUCGCUGGCUCACCUACCUGCUGACUGACCUUGGAGAGCCGCCUCGUUCUCCUCCAGUGCUGUACGUAGACAACAAGGCCAUGCUGGCCUUGUGUCGAGAGCAGCGUCUGGAGCACAGAACGAAGCACAUUGCUCUUCGCUACUUCCUUGCUCGUGAGCUACAGCAGCGUGGACAGUUCCGGCUUGCGUACGUGGCCUCUGAGGCCAACACUGCUGAUGUGUUCACCAAGGCACUCGCGCCUUGUGACCAUCAGCGCUUCUGCACCCAGCUGGGUCUUGUGCCUGUCUUGCCUCACUUGCUCUCCUCUUGA